Molecule: messenger RNA, 1431 nt
Organism: Coprinopsis cinerea okayama7#130
Lineage: Eukaryota; Fungi; Basidiomycota; Agaricomycetes; Agaricales; Psathyrellaceae
Exons: 4
Coding region: 1-1431 (476 amino acids)
Source: RefSeq, a predicted model, not a curated record
AUGCCCACCCACACUCCUGCCAGUGCUCUUGUGAUAUGCUUCACCGCGAUGAAGGGUGCACCUUGGAACUACCCCAAGUGGCAAGAGAUAACCGGCGUCUACCAUGGCCUAUUCCCAGAAGACGACAAGCACCUUCCCAUCGGGUGGACUCGGCGCGACGCCGACAACGUUCGAUCCUACUUUACACAGUUCAGCUCUUAUCAGAAAGAUGAGCAAAAGCUGAAGUUCGCCGUCGUUCGAACCAAAGCUGGUCAAGAUCCCAUCCCAGGUCGCGCGUUCUUUCGCGAUUGGGUCACCUCCCUUAUUUCCUCAGUCUGGAUGAUGUACACUCGCAUCGCCACAAUUCUUGAAGACACCAACAUCCACCCACUCCAAAUCAUGGUCGCAGCCGACAACCUCGACAAGUGGCCCAUGAGCAACUACUACAUCCCGAUGGUCAUCGACAGAGUCGCACUCGAGCUUUUCGGUCCUGAAGCCCUUGGCCCUACUGGUCUUCUCCCCGACGAACUGCGCGCGGUUGUGGGCAUCUUCAUCCAGCGCACCUGGGUAGUCGUCAAACGCUCAUCGAUGAGGAAGAUCAAGAGUUUGAAGACUUAUGAAACCGACGCCGAGAGUGCUCUCGCCGCUCUCUCGGAAGACUCGAUCACGCCAGAGAAGGUCAAGAAGACGCUCCGGACGGUGUCAAAGUUCAGGGAGCUCGUCGAACUCUGUGGUACUUCAUCAGCGCGCUCGAAGCUCAAGACCAUGAACCAGAAAAUGGAUCAAUUCAUUGCGGAGGUCCACACGCAAGUCGCCCCUAAGCCCAAGAAGCCAGCGGAUCAGAAGAAGGCAGCUCCUCCCAAGUUUGCUUCAUCCAAGUCCCUCGCCCAGCUCGCCACAGCCAACGAUGUCGCCGAGUUACUCGAUCUCUACGACUCUCUAUUCGGGGAAGCAACAGAUUCCGCACCUGAGCUCGCAGGUGGAUCGCUGUCUGGCGUGCGAUUUGGGCAGCCCGCGGACGGUGCAGAUCCAGGUGUCGAAGUAGAAUCAGGAAUGACGCCCGCCCAGCUAUUUCACAACCUCGACUUCGACGGCGGGACACCCUUCCUCUUCAACAAAGAGCGCCAUCGCGACGGUCUCAACCCCUGGGACGUCGACUUCGACUCAAUCCGCAGCGAUACCCCAUCCACGCUCGAACCUCUCAAGCUUCACUGGCACCAGGGUGCCGGAGUCCACAGCAUAGUUCGCCACAUCUUCCACAAGAAGCCAUCACCCUCUCAUCCGUCUGGUAUUCUUCUCGCCGACGACGUUGGUAUUGGCAAAACCAUCCAGUCCUCAGCCACUGUCGCUUUUCUCGCCAACCUCGCUCUUCGCCAAGAGCGGGGGCUCUCUUUACCCCCUAUCAUCCGUGAGAUCUCGGCACCCUCCCCGCCCGCUUCUCACUCAUCCUAG